Messenger RNA from Coniosporium apollinis CBS 100218, 525 nucleotides. RefSeq lists its product as uncharacterized. Gene Ontology annotation, molecular function: mitochondrion autophagosome adaptor activity. Gene Ontology annotation, biological process: mitophagy. The record is from RefSeq and is a predicted model, not a curated record. The coding region runs from base 1 to 525 and encodes 174 amino acids. NCBI's taxonomy places the organism in Eukaryota, Fungi, Ascomycota, Dothideomycetes. The transcript has 2 exons.
AUGUCCGCCCCAGUUGCAGACAUCGCGUCAACGAUCCAAUCCGCCUCCAUCCAGAAGCAUCCAGAUCCUCACUAUGACCUGAAUCCCUCCACCGCCGCAAGCCAGAAAGAGCCCGUCACGCUUGGCUCCUCACCCGCAGCUUCCGACGUUGCCGAAGACGAGAUACCUUUGUCAGCCUUGCAUCCGCGGCCGCGGCGGAAGACACUGCCUCCAUUACCCGAUCUGCGCUUCGAGCAGAGCUAUCUGAAGAGCAUUGAGAAGGCAGAGAGCUGGCAGGGCGUGGCAUAUAUUACGAUUAGGGAUCAAGUCUUCCUGCCCCUCACCCAAGGCAUACUAUGGACCCUCAUCCUCUCCGGCUGGCGCUUCUGGAACCGGGAAACCAAGCUGAAAGGUCACAGCGUUGGUGCACGAAUGAGGAGAUGGUGGUGGGGCGUGAACAACUGGAACAUACCAAGCAGCGGGCCGUCUAGACUUGAUGAAAAGCGGUUGGCAGGCGAUUUUACAGAGGUUAGUCACGGCUCCUAA